Molecule: messenger RNA, 1840 nt
Organism: Blepharisma stoltei
Lineage: Eukaryota; Ciliophora; Heterotrichea; Heterotrichida; Blepharismidae
Source: the annotation of a GenBank genome assembly
AUGGUUACUUUACUGCGAAACUCUAAUCAAGCUCGAGGUUUAGCUGAGUUCGGGAUAAACUUUUUAAAAUCAGCCAAGCCAAUGAGAGCUGUUAUCCAGCGCUUAACUUUAUUUCACACUGAUUCCGUCCUCUGUGGACUCUCUUCUUUAGCCUUAAAUACAAAUGCUCCUACAAUUCUCAGAAAUGAAGCUCACCUCUACCCAAGGAUUCCUGGCGCCUUUUGUUUUGGCUCUGAAGUUGAAGUUUCCCCUGAGAAAGCAAUUCUAGCUAACUGUGCAGCCGUUCGUGAAUGGGAUGCUAAUGGGACAGUCUUUGGGUAUAACCCGAAAUUACAAGGGCAUGAUAAAGGCGAAUAUGGUCACAAUGAUUAUUAUCCUGUUGUAGUAGCAGCUGCUCAACAAAAUAAGUUGAAUGGCAAACAGUCAUUAUUCGGUAUGCUGCUCUUAGAUGAAAUAAGAGGAAGACUUUGUGAAGUUUUUUCGUUAAGAAAACAUAAAAUUGAUCAUGUUGUCCAUGGAGCUGUGGCUGCUACUGUCACAUAUGGAGCUUUAAUGGGUGCAAAUGCGGAGCAAAUUGAAAGUGCUCUUGGACUUAUACUUGCCCAUUUUAUACCGUUUAGAGCGAUAAGGAAAGGAAAAGAGCUGUCGGAUAGUAAAGGUUCAUCUGCAGCGUUUGCAGCGGAACUUGCAGUCAUAGCAGUUCGGAGAGCGAUGAAUGGGUUUGAAGGGCCUAAAGAUAUAUUUACUCCUCCCUCCGUUAGUGAAUAAAAAUAUCUCUUGUUCGCUCAAAGGAGAUUAAUAUUUUUCUCAAAAAAAUUAUAUAUAAAUUUAAUAGUACAUUUUUUCAUUUAAAUAAAUCCCAAUUCGAAAUAAUUUUAAAGCAAAUAUUAAUUCAAUAUGCACAAUUUAUGUUUUAAAAUUAAGAAUUAGCUAAAGAGAUUUCAUUAUAAUAAUUAUCAAUUAUAGAUUAAAUUUAUUUUUUCUUCACCCAUGGGAUUGGGUUUUUACAAAGUAUAAGGAUUUCUCCAAUGUUUUUGCUCGCUCACGGAAGGUGGGGUAAGUUAGGAACCCGGAUAGCAUUUUUGGAGUUUUCGCUAAUGCUAAUCAAAAUGAAAGCCCUUUUGAUAUAUACUUGUCAAUGGAAGGAGACGAUUUUUCAGUGAUGGAUAUGCAUUUUAAAUUGGGAUUAUAUGAACAUCAGUCAGCUGGAGCAAUUUUUUCAAUAAUUUCAUUAAUCAGAAAUUUUACAGAAAUUCUAAGCUCACUUGAUGAUAUAAAUGAAAUAAAAAUUUUAUGCUAUAAAGAUGCUUACGCAAUAAUAGGCGAUAAGGACAAAAAUAACCCUACAAAUCGGCAGUCUGCAGAUCACUCAAUGGUUUAUAUAAUUUCUACGAUUAUCAGAAAAGCCUUCGAAAUAAAGCGAAACCUUGACAUUUCAAGCAUUGAGACCUUAUGGAAACAAUUAAUGCUCACCCCUUAUGAUUAUUCUGAAGAGUCUAUCUUCCACCAGCAAACCAGAACAAUUAUGCAAAAAAUAAAAUUUGAGCAUUGUGCAGAAUAUGAUAAAUUUUACCCAAAAGGGAUUCCUUCAUCGAUCUCCAUUAAGCAUAAAUUUGGAAAAUACGAAAGCGGAUUUGUUCUCUACCCACCUGGCCAUAAAGAAAAUUUAGGCGUUGACGUCAUCAAUAUCCUCAUGGAAAAGUUCCAUUUGCUCGGAAGAAUUGCUUUAGAGUUUCCUGUGCAAUGCAUAGAGAAGCUGCAAAACAUUGACUCGUUUUCUGCUGAAGAAAUGAGGACAAUUUAUAACUGGAAGUAUAAAACUAGUAACUACCUAAUGUAG